AGUGAAUGGCAAUUGAAUGCCGUGGCCUCGCAGGAAGAAAAGAAUAAUAAAAAAGAAAAAAAAGAAGAAGAAAAGAAUAAGAAGAAUAAAAAAGAAAAAGAGAAUAAGAAAAAGAAAAAGAAACAGAAACAACGGAAAGAUAAGAAAAAAGAAGAAAAGAGAAAAGAACCACUAAAGACAGAGGCGAAUACAGGAAAGCAGCAGACAUCAAAUGAAGAAGAGUCUAAUACACCCAAAGAAAGUAAAAUAUCCAAAUUCCCUUUAUUUAAAUGGAUGAGCAGAGAACUGGGAAAGUUUAAAGAAAGACGACAACGGCGUAAACAAGCUGCACAGACAUUAACAACACCAUAUUCGCCUAAGGAAGAGAGAAAGUCUGCAGAAGUCGCAGGGAAUUAUAAAGAUGAGAAACGAGGGAGUACGUAUAGAUAUCCCGAAUCUUGGCGUCUCUAG
This is a messenger RNA of Trypanosoma theileri, 450 nucleotides long. RefSeq lists its product as uncharacterized. The record is from RefSeq and is a predicted model, not a curated record. The transcript has a single exon. The annotation marks the transcript as partial. NCBI's taxonomy places the organism in Eukaryota, Euglenozoa, Kinetoplastea, Trypanosomatida, Trypanosomatidae.